UGUGGCGGUACUUUUAUUUUGAAGGUUAGGAAAGUAGACAACCGGGAAAGCACACGCCAGCAUGGACUGUGAAAUUAUUACACAGACUCCUGAAGAAGAUUCCAAGCUAGAUCCGAUGUCAGAGAAUGACCAAUGUCAGAGGAGUCUGGACAGCCUUCACAGGAUUGCCACACAGUUUGUACGAUUGCUGCAAGAAGCAGAAGGCGGUGAAUUGGAUAUCAGACAAGCUGCUGGACUGUGCACUAUGGAACAGAAAAAGCUAAUUUAUGUCAUCACCAACGUGCUGAAGGGCAUCGGCCUUGUGAAAACGUCCAAAAACGUGAUCAAGUGGAUAGGUGGAAAGAACACUUUCGGUUUAAAGUGUGAGCUGAAGGAGCUGCAGCAGCAGGAGUAUAUGCUGGACAUCCAGAGACUAUGGCUGGAACAAAGCAUCCGGAACACCUUAGAAGAGUACCAAGCGCUCACCUAUGUGAACUAUGACGAUGUCUGCAAUGUCUUCAGUGGCAACACAGUGUUGGCAGUACGAGCGCCUUCAGGCACACACAUGGAUGUCCCCAUAUCUAAAGCAGUUCACAACAGCCCUGCAAAGUAUCAGGUCUACAUAAAAAGCAUCAGCGGCCCCAUUGAUGUUGUACUUCUUAACAAAAGCUCCAUCAGCUCCGUCCCUGUCGUGUUGUCCUUACCGCCGCCUGAUGACAUUUUACAUAGAGCCAAGUUGGAUAUGUCCACCUCAGGUUCAUCAAAAUAAACUAUGGACUUACAUGUCCCUAAAAAAGUUUUAUCUCCGUUACGUCGUGUCUUUCGGUCUCCAGCUAACUGUGUCUCUCAUCUGGAUGGAAGACUUACUCCUGUGUCAGACCCCUAACAAAUCCAAUUUUAUCUUAGAUUGUGUAAGUAUGUG
This is a messenger RNA of Nerophis lumbriciformis (worm pipefish), 901 nucleotides long. Lineage: Eukaryota; Metazoa; Chordata; Actinopteri; Syngnathiformes; Syngnathidae. The record is from RefSeq and is a predicted model, not a curated record.